AAUAUCAGACAGACUGUUAGAUAUAGUGUUAAGUAGUUGACGUUGUUUGGCUUUCUGUGAAAAAUUGCUUAUAUUUCGACUCGAAUAUUAAUAAAUUCAGGUGAAUUGUAUUAUUAUCUGUGUAAUUUUUCAAACAUUUUUAAUUUGCUGGCAAGUUUUUUAAACAUUAUGCAUCGAGUUAUUCUUGUGAAAUAUAGAUAGAUGACUCGCAAUUUGUUUUAAUUCAAUAAUGAAGCUAAAAGAGUUGCAUAAAAUUCAAAUAUUUGACUAUCUCAAAAGUGUGAACAUUUUUCAAUAAAAUUAAUUCAGAAUGGUGUUGGUAGUGCAAGGUGUUAUUCAGGGUGAACCGCCUCCAGAUACAAGGACACUGUAUCUAAAUCAUCCUAUUUUACGGGAUUCUGCGUCUCAACUACUUACAAUUCCUACAAAAGUCAUUGGACCUAUUGGUUUAUUGUAUGUAAGUCAAAGGGAAAUGGCUGUGACUGUACCUCAUGACAAAAAUGUAUCAAUAAUUGGUUCUGAUGAUGUAACCACAUGCAUCAUUUUAGUGCUUCGACAUACUGGGUCAGGUGCUGUAGGGUUUGCUCAUCUGGAUGGUUCUUGUACUGAAGAAUGUGUUGUGAAUAUGGUACAUAGAAUUCAAGAGCUCUCAAUUGGAUUUCCAGAUGGUCAGAUAGAAAUGUCAAUAAUUGGUGGAUUCACUCAUGUUUUACGAUAUGGAGAGCAAGUAUUUUACAGUUUAAUGGUUGCUAUUCAUAAACAACAAGUCGAGAUUGAACUUGUACUCGCUUGUGUUGGUGAGUUAAAUACUAUAAUGAGAAACAAUGUGCACUGGCCAUUACUGUAUGGAGCUGGUGUAAUGGUUAAAAGCGGUGAAGUUUUCCCUGCAAAUUUUCCAGAUAAAGGUCCAGAACAACCACUCAGAUUAGCAAGAUUAUUUACUGGUCUUCAACCUGUUUUGGACGUGUAUGACUGCAGUUUGGGUCUUUUGAGAAUUGGUCCUUUUAAUUAUGAGCCAAUGCGCAGUGUGGAUUUGUGGCUUCAACAAUCUGAUGAAUUUAUUUUACAAGCUUUAUCAACUACACCAGAUGUUGAACCCCCUCACACUGUUAUGGCUAUACGAGCAUCCUUAAAGUAUGUUCAAGACCAUCCAUUUCCUGCAGUGACUGUUUUUAGGGAUAAUCGUCCAUUAUAUUACAGACGUGAUGAACAUUCAGGUACAUGGACUCCAUUUCGAUAUUGAUAUUCUUAAAAAUCAAGUCAUUUCAAGAAAAAUCAUAUCAAAAUGAUUCUGUUUAAUAGAUUAAAAAGAAUCAAAGUUAUUUACAUUGACUAUACACUUAUUAUUGAUGUUAAAUUUUGUAAGAGUUUUUACAAAUAAUUUACUAAUUUAUAUUUAAAAACAUUCCAUUUUGUUGACCGAAUUUAGUAAAAAGGUAAUUAGGGGUCUUUUUAUUUUGUUAUUUAAGUGCCUUUUUAGUUAAAUUUUAUUUUUAUAAACUGUUUUUAUAAAUUAAACUUAAAAAUAACUUUUAUAUUAUAAGAUAGUUUAUAGGUAAUGAUAAAUAAAAAAUGAAUUAUAUAUUUUAUUUUAUGUUGUAUGUUUAAGAAUCAAAAGAAUAUACUGUUAUAUAUGAUAGAUCAAUUAUUUCUUGUAACUAAAUUAUAAUCAAAAUUAAUGUUAUUUGUAUAAUAAUUAUAUUUUUUAUUAUUAUGUUUUGUGCAAUUUAAUUAUUAAUUUUAUGAGUUUUUUUGUUCAUAAAAUAUGGAUGCUUCAAUAAUUAAAACUAAAUUUACUAGAAUUUACUAUCAAGGUUUUAGAGAUACUUUAAAAAUUCUUAUUGUGUCUGUAAAAUUUUAUAAUAAAUUUUUUAAAGUUACAGGUGAUAUUUAGGUUUAUAUAUAGAUUUUUUUUAAUGUUAACCACUCGAUUUCUUCUAUUAUAAUAACGUACUUGAAGUUU
Molecule: messenger RNA, 1963 nt
Organism: Daktulosphaira vitifoliae (grape phylloxera)
Lineage: Eukaryota; Metazoa; Arthropoda; Insecta; Hemiptera; Phylloxeridae
Gene: Ntan1
Product: protein N-terminal asparagine amidohydrolase
Exons: 10
Coding region: 311-1243 (310 amino acids)
Biological process (GO): ubiquitin-dependent protein catabolic process
Cellular component (GO): nucleus
Molecular function (GO): protein-N-terminal asparagine amidohydrolase activity
Source: RefSeq, a predicted model, not a curated record